Epinephelus moara (kelp grouper) is the source of this 825-nucleotide messenger RNA. RefSeq lists its product as uncharacterized. NCBI's taxonomy places the organism in Eukaryota, Metazoa, Chordata, Actinopteri, Perciformes, Serranidae. The record is from RefSeq and is a predicted model, not a curated record. Bases 1 to 636 code for a protein of 211 amino acids. The transcript has 3 exons.
AUGUGUAAGGGUAAAUACCACUUCAGAUGUCCUGCCGUGGUGGAGGGGACCAAACUGUGCAAUAAGCCGUGGUCGUACCAGGAGGUGCGCAGACUGGCUGAUUUGUCUGUUGAGGAAAUGCAGCACUUUGAGGAGACCAUGGCUCUCCUGGCUGCUGCGGAGCACUGCAAAAUGCAGCCAUGCCCAAAGUGCAAAACGAAUGUGGAGAGGAAGGAUCUCUCCAACCUGUGUGUCCGCUGCAUCAUAUGCACAGCCGACCAGAAGAAGACCUACCACUUCUGCUGGCAGUGUCAGAGGGAGUGGAAAGGUCCAGGCCCUCGAUCUGACCGCUGCGACAAUGACGGCUGCAUCAACAGGGACCUGCAGCUUCUGCAGACAUGCAAGACCAUCAGUCUGCCCUCAGUGACGGGGGUCACCGCCUGCCCCUCAGUCCGGGCCUGUCCUACAUGCGGCGUGAGGGUGGAACACAGUCAACAAUACUGCAAAAACAUCACCUGCCCUCGCUGCCACGUGGAGUUCUGUUUCGUCUGCCUGAAACUAAAACGUGAAUGUUCAGUGACCAGCUCGCCGUAUAAGAUCUGUCCCAGUGGUGUGGCUCCCAGACAGACAUCUAUCCCUGUGUGGCAGAGAAAGUGAAAAAUGGGCCUGUCUACAUAUGUGUAAAGAUAAACUCUUAACGCUCAUUGAUACGAAUGUGACAGAUAAACAUACUCUCCAAAACAAGUGUAACUUUUUUUUUCUUUUUACAUCUGGCCUACACUGCCUCCCUCUGGCUGGACUUUGAACUGCACCUGAUGUUUUAUCACCACUGAUAAUGUUACUUAU